Molecule: messenger RNA, 3272 nt
Organism: Etheostoma cragini (Arkansas darter)
Lineage: Eukaryota; Metazoa; Chordata; Actinopteri; Perciformes; Percidae
Product: Kv channel-interacting protein 2
Exons: 8
Coding region: 549-1244 (231 amino acids)
Biological process (GO): regulation of potassium ion transmembrane transport
Cellular component (GO): voltage-gated potassium channel complex
Molecular function (GO): potassium channel regulator activity; calcium ion binding
Source: RefSeq, a predicted model, not a curated record
UUUUGCCGCUUCUCCCUCGCUCACUCCCUCUUUACCCCUCACAACACUCACUUCCUGACAACUACUGCCAAAGGACUAGCAGACGCAGCACAUCCCAAGUUUCCAUUACUCGGCAGGGGCCUAGAAGAAGAAAGAGAGAGAGGAGGAAAAGAAAAAAAAACUCAAACUUCAGCCCAGGUGUUAUGACAAUUUGGAGCUUGCAGCCUGUAGCUCCAGUAAUAUGGCCUCCAACAGGGAAUAAGAGGGGUUGCUGGUGGCCAGGUUUCGGGUGACAGAGGAGAAACAUCCAUAGAGCCGAGCCACUUUAUUGUUUUCUCCCGUUUUAGUUGACAGAAUUGUUCAAUCAGCCUCAACUUACAACACUAGAUUGGCUUGAGGUGGAUAAAAGUGAGGAAGUAGACGGAAGUCGACUCAGCUCUCAAAUUGUUGGUUGGUUGAGUGCAGUUGGAAAGGUGUUGUGUCGCUGGCCAGACUCGGCCCGGCCCGGCCCGGCCCGGCCCAACCUGGCUCAGUGCUGCAGUGCUGGGCAAUGACAGUGGUCUCUAAAGAUGUUGAGUCUGGAUGGAUUGGAGAUGAUCGCCGUGCUGGUGGUCAUGGGUCUUUUCAUCAAAGUCCUGGAGCAGUUUGGGAUGUUCGAGCCUGUCGGAGGGGAAGACAGCGUAGAAGAUGACUUUGAGUUAUCCACUGUGUGUCAUCGCCCUGAAAGCAUGGACAAGCUGCAAGAGCAGACUAAGUUCACCAAGAAGGAGCUGCAAGUCCUCUACAGGGGCUUCAAAAAUGAGUGUCCAAGUGGUGCGGUGAAUGAGGAGAACUUUAAGACCAUUUACUCCCAGUUCUUUCCACAGGGAGAUUCAAGUAUGUAUGCACAUUUCCUGUUUGAAGCCUUCGACACAAACAAGAACGGCUCAGUUAGUUUUGAGGACUUUGUAUUUGGUCUGUCUAUCAUCCUGAGAGGGACUAUUAAUGACCGGUUAAACUGGGCGUUCAACCUCUAUGAUCUGAACAAAGAUGGCUGCAUCACCAAAGAGGAGAUGUUGGACAUCAUGAAGUCCAUCUAUGACAUGAUGGGGAAGUACACAUACCCCACUAUGCAGGACGAUGUUCCAAGAGAGCACGUGGAGAGCUUCUUCCAGAAAAUGGACCGGAAUAAAGACGGAGUGGUCACCAUAGAAGAGUUCAUCGAGUCAUGCAAAAAGGAUGAGAACAUCAUGCAGUCCAUGCAGCUGUUUGACAACGUCAUCUAAGGAUCUGGACCAGAGAGUAGUCUGGCACCGGGGAGGGCUGUGUGUGGUGUGUGUGUGUGUGUGUGUGUAUGCGUGUGCGUGUGUGUGCGUGUGUGUGUGUGUGUGUAUGCGUGUGUAUGCGUGUGCGUGUGUGUGUGUGUGUGUGGCCAUCUUCUGAGUUGCAGGCCUGUGCUUGUGUGUUGAGCUGUGUUGCGAAUCCCACUUGCAGCUGCGAGUCCUGAGGGCACCAAGAGGCCCUCUCACUCUUCCUGGACACCCAGUGACAUUUCUCCAAGCAACAGUGGAAUUUCCCACACUCCCUUUUUCAUCCUGCAGUACUUUAGUUUUACUCCAGAGGCACAGAGAAAAAGGCAAGCAGUGGGCUUACAGGCACUGGUACACGCACCUGUUUUAUUUGAACUUUUAUUUAUCACUUUUACUGAUAGAGGAACUAUUUCAACCUGUAAUGGCUGAACUCAGAGGGAGGAAGUAGCCUCCUUUUCCCUGUCAUGGCUGAGAUUUGGAUUUGUAAAUCUGAUCCUGCCUCUGUGCAUGAGGGUAACACUUCCCUGGAGCCGCAAGACUGCUCAUGCACUGGCUGACAAAAAUAGAAAUGAAUCUACUGCCACCUACUGGAUGAGAAAGAGAAAGACAUUUCCUGAGGAAACAACAAAUUGGUGAUCCAAGCUAUCCCUCGCUUUUCAGAUGGAGGUUCCAACAUGUUGUUUUCCAUGAGGAACUGAUUACAAUAUCGCAUGAUGAUGUCACUAAUAUCCAAUUAUGUAUUUACAGAGAUACUCCAAAGUCUGCUUGUCUGUCUGCUGUUCCUAGUCAUUCACAGGUGCCUCACCAUUUGUGUGCAUGUGUAACAGAAAGAUGUCAUCCAUCUUACCUGUGUGAGAAAACAACCACCUCCAUUCAUGGGGUUCUGGUAGAAUAAUUCUGAGCCUUCCAAACUAUUACAGUCCUAGCGGUAGGUGUCUAUUGAUAUUUUCUAGCAAGCCCAAUAGUGUGAUAUUAGGCAGUACAAUGUGGAGAUUGCUCUAAAAUUUACAAGCUGUUUUGACUAUCCCAGCGUCUCUCAACGCAGGACUGGCAUACCACAGUCGUACUAGUCUAUCAAUACACAUUAAAGAGGAAUUUAUUAGAUUGCAGAUUGUAUUUGUGAAUUUCUUGUAAUCGGAAAUGUCAUGCAAAACCCUUGUUGCAUUACUUUUGGCUCAUUCGAUUUCAAAGAGGCAGUGUGUGUGGGUGUGUGUUUGUAUGUGAGAGAGACAUGGUUUAAUGUUGUUUUUUUUUAGUGCCCCCCUCAUUCUGUAUUCUCCCUCUCUCUGUAACACCAAAGAGAAGAUAUACAUUAAAAAGGUAUAUAAAGCCACUCUAAGUAAAAACACAGCCCACCUGUGGGUGAAGAGAGAGGGAGAUGCUGUGUAGUAACUAGGCAAGGGGCAAUCAGAGAAAAAUGAUGUAAUUUGGUGUAAGUGUGGUCUUAGUUGUAAACCCACACAUUAUUGAAAUGACAUUUGAUGAAUUUGCAACCACUUAUUAGCUUUUUUCAGACAAGAACUAAUCUUAAAUAUAAGAUGGGGAAAGUAACCAAUACACUAAAGCUGUAAUUAAACAGACUAUGAUGUAUUUUAAAUGCAGACUGACAUGGAAUAGCAAUAAUGUUCUCUACCACGUAUCACUUUGCACUUAUCCAACCUCCCAAUCCUCUGAGCACAGUAUAAGGGUGCACUAAAGCUCUGAGAAAAUAUGCACUUCCAACCCUAGAAAUUUCCAUUAUGAUCUGCAUUGUUUAGACGUUUGUUUUAUUUUCUGGAGAAAAGUGGUUUGGCUCUGAUUGUUCCCUGCCAAUAGUUUUUAAACUUCCAUUCCUGAUUACAAGUAAAACCUGUCUAUACCCGCAUGUACUGUGUCUAGAACAAUGAAAACCUACUAACCUGUUGUACUGACUGUCUAGUUAGCUAGCCUCAACUGGUUGCAUUGCAUAUUUAAAAUAUGUAUAUUUUGUACAGAGACAAUAAAAAUCACAGUUACUAUGCAAAA